This is a messenger RNA of Macrosiphum euphorbiae (potato aphid), 2274 nucleotides long. NCBI's taxonomy places the organism in Eukaryota, Metazoa, Arthropoda, Insecta, Hemiptera, Aphididae. The record is from the annotation of a GenBank genome assembly.
AUGAAUAUGGAAAAAAAGAAUCAAGAAAAUCAAUCAUUAAUGGUUACAUCUCUACCGAAGAAUAUAAGUAAUGCUUUCACUGAUUAUUCUUCUAUACCAUCUAAAUCAGUAACAAAAGGAUCAGCACUCGACGCUAUUACAACACCACCACCGUUGGUAAAUUUAACACUGGUGGCACCCCCAAUGCAAUCAUUAACAGCUGUUAUAAAGACGACGAUAGAAACACCGUUGGCAACAGAAGAAGCGCAUCUGACAACAAUUACAAAACCAAUAUUAGAAACACCUAUUAAUGAGGCGUUAGUGAAGGCAAACGAAGAUGUGAAAUUAACAGUGGCAACAGGAAAACCAAAAGUUUUAAAAUUCAAGCAAAAGAGGCAACAUACAUUACUCGAUGAACAUUUGUCCGUACCAAGAACAAAAAAACGUAUUGUAAACCAACUGACUGUAACUACUGAUUGUAUAAGACACACUAUGUCGGAGCAUAAACCUACAGUUCCAGUUCAUGAACCAACAAUUCCUGGUAUUAAACCAACGACCCCUGUAAAUAAACUUACGAUUCCAAUUCAUAAGCCAUCAGUUCAAGUUGUUAAAACUACAACUCCAGUUAAUGAACCUACAAUUCCUAUUCACAAACCUUUGUAUAAUAAGUCACAAGUUUUCUCACCGGUUUUAAGACCAAUCUUUAGUUCAAAAUGGCCUGUACCAAAAAAACAACCAUUUGAAAAUCUCAAGGUUCCAGUUGAUAAACCUACAAUUGCUGAUCACAAAUGUUUGUAUAAGAAAUCAAUAGUUUUCUUACCAGUUCUAAAGCCGUACUUCAAUUCUACACGUUCUAUACCAAAAAAACAUAAGAAAAUUCCAGAAUCAAUUUCACCAAUAAGAAAACCAACUAAACUGCAAACGAAUCAAUCACAUCGGAAUACAUUAGAUUCACAGUCUACGUCACCACCUACUGAGUUUUCUGAGUUGAGCCACCAACGAGAUGGUCCAUCAAUAUUGUCAUCCACCACAUCAGACAUGAACCAAGUAAUUGAAAAUAUCAAAGUUAAAAUUGAUAAACCUGUAAUUCCAGUUGAGAAACCUAUGAGUCCAGCAAAUAAGCCUACAAUUACUAAUUACACACCUUUAGAUAACAAAUCACCAGUUGGACCAACGGUUUUAAGCACAUUCUUUAGUUCAAAAUGUACUAAGCUAAAAGAAAAUGGGAAUCCUCUGGAAUCAGUUUCACCAAUAAAAAAACCAACUCAACUGCAAACGAAUCAAUCGCAUCAGAAUACGUUUGACUCACAGUCUACGCCACCGCGUACCGAGUUUCCAGAGUUGAGACGCCAACGAGCUGGUCCAACAACAUUGUCGUCUACCACACCAUACAUUAUCCAACUAUUUGAAAAACUCAAAAGUCCUUAUCCUAAUGGGAUGACAUUUAUCAACCAUCUGCUUAACUUGGAAACAUGCCGUAAUCUGGGGACUUUAACUGUAGAAAAAAAUAAAACCACAUACCGUCAACGAACAUCUUAUACUGAAACCACUCCUCCUCAUAGCAUACACAUUCUUCCAGCACAAGAAGAAUAUCAAACGGUAUCAAGUACCGAUGAUGACGACAAUGACCUGACAAAUUGUGACUAUUUGAGUGACCAAUGUGUACCAAGUGACGAAAACAGUUCAGAUUCCCACUUUAUCCCAAUCAAAAAAACUUUUAAAUCCUGCAAUAUACCUAAGCAAAAAUCCAAUUUACCCAAAAGCUUUGGCAAUAAACUAUCUCAAUAUUACGAUAACGGUGAUAGCAAAAAACAAGUCAUCGAUUUACAGGAAAAUUCUUCUAUCACUUUUUACCCAGAUAUCACUACUGCUGCUACCACCUCUACUAUCACUAUGCCCAUUACAACCACUGAAGCUUCGAUGGAUAUUGUCUCAGCUACAUCACCUGCUUUUACCACUAUCGCUGAAGCAAUCAUAGAUAGUGAAGUUCCAGCUACUGUCGAAAUGUCCCCUGUAGCCACCAACACCUCAGUUUUAACUACUGCCGUCGCUAACUCCACCACAUCCAUCACUGACUCUACCACAGCCACCAAUAACACUGAAGUCCUUGGCAUUACCGACACAGUCACCAUCAACUAUGACAAAUCAGAAAUCACUUCCACGAUUAAUGAAAAUACUACCGUCGCUGAUGCCGCUGCUGUAGAAGAAUCUGCUACCUUAUAUAACACUAACGCCUUCUAUGAUUACAAAUGUGGCCUCUACCACAACAAAUGCAGCAGUUUCCGAAGCCAUUGA